AAAUAAAAUAAAAUUAAGGAAUAAUAAAAUAAUAAUAAUAAUAAUAAUAAUAAUAAUCAAACUAAUUGUUUUUUAUACAUUUAAAUCAAAUUUAUAAUUUAAAUCAUUUACAUAUAAAUUUUAUCAUCCACACAAUCUUAUAAUAUUUUUAUUUGUCCUGGAAUAUUGUUUGUUAAAAGAAUUUUUUAUUUAAAUCAGAUAUCCUUAAUUCAAUGUUCAAAUUUUAAGGAAAGCCGAUGGGACAAAAGUAAAUGCUCAAAUUGUUUAAAUUUUUUACAAAAUCAUCCUUUAGAGCCAUUCAAAGAUAAUAACAAUAUAAAAAAUAGUAAUAAUAAUAGUAUAGAAAUUAAUAGUAAAAAUAACAAUAGCAACAAUAAAUUAUAUAUAAAAAAAAAUAAAUUUAGUCCUUUAGUUGAAAAAAUAGCAAUACUAAAAGAAAAAAAAAUAGAAAAAAAACAAAUUAAAAAAGAAAUAAAUCCUUUAAGUUUAUCUCAACCUGAACUAAUUUGUUUAUCACCAAACUCAUCAUCUAUAAAUAUUUCUCCAUUGUUUUUAUCAGAGAGAAAUAUAGUAAAUAAAUAUAUAAAUAGUAGUAAUAGUUACUCAGCCGAUAGCAUAAAACAAGAAGAAGAGGAAAUGGAUCAAUCAAAUAAACCAGUUUUUACAGAAUGUUUAGAGUUUAAAAUGAAUCAAUGGCGUCCAAAUAUUUGUUGCCAGUGUUUCUUACCAAAAAUUAAACAUAAAAAUAUACCCGAAAUCGUUGAUUCUAAACCUUUAAUAUCACAAUCUUCACAAACUUCAACCAUAACACCAGUUUCAUCCUCAACAUCAACAAAAACUUCAACCAUCACAACCCAUAAAAAUGCAAAUAAUAAGACUGUUAUAACAUAUAUUUCUUCAACCACAACAACCACAACUACAACUACAGCCACUGGAACUACCUCAACAAACAAUGAUAAUAAUUCAUUAACGGUAAAGUCCACCGCAUCACCAUCUCCCUCAAGAACUGCAUCACCCAAUCUUAAAUCGGUUUCACCAUCAUCAUAUAGCACUGUUGUUGUACCACCUAUAAAUAAAUCAAUGUCAACACCAGGCUCUCCAAUACUAUCAAGAUCAUAUAAAAGUAAUAGUGGUUCGUCAAAUAGUCAAAUUCAUACUACCGCACCAAAAAUUGUACCGGUUUUAAAAAGACAAUUUCAAUCAUUUCCCUCCAUUCCAAAGAUAUCAAAGGCAACCUUAGUUCAAAACUCUACAGAUCCAAUUAUUUUGUGUAAAUAUACAAUUGAAUCACAACCACCAAAUGUUUCGUUACUUAAACCAACUUUAGUAGAGUUUGUAAACCAACCAGAUUCCAAUGAACCAAAUACAAAAGAAGAACACCUAAGCCCAAGAAAGGAUCUAUCUAUUUUCAAAACAUCAAAAGUUGACGCUAUUACCACCCACAAAUCAGUUUCAAUUACAAUUUCUACAUCAUCUUCAACAUCGCCAUCCUCGACUACUACCACCACAUCAACAACAACAUCAAUUAUCGCUGAGGAGCCACCAUCACCAGUAUUAUCAAACCUAUCAACACCUACUGCUUCAACAAUACCAAUGUCACCAUCAUUACCAUCAAUACCAUUCCAUAAGUUUGAAACAAAUGAUGACAUUGAUUCAUUAAAUAUAGACACCAAUGACAAUAGUAUCAAUGAUGACGAUAGUUUUGAUUUCGAAACAAAUGAAGAUGAUAAAGAAUUGAUAAAUUUUAAUAAAGCUUUAGGUAAUACAACAAUUUUAAGUGGUAGCAAAAGCUGUUCAAGUAAAAGAAAUAGUAUGAAUAUUCAACCAUUAAGAAUAAAAUCUUUUUCUUUUUCUUCCCCAAUUCCAUUUGUAGAAGAUGAUCCAUUUGAAGGUUUUGAAGAUUUAGUUGACGACGACGAAAUUAUACAACCUGAACCAAUAAAACAAUCACAAGAUAAUAAUAAUAUAGAAAAUGAAAAUUUAAAAAAACAAGAAAACUAUGAUGAUGAAGAAGAUAUAUUUAAAGAUUUUGAAGAUUUUGAAGAUGACAGUCCUAAUACAACCCCAAAUACAGUAUCACUACCAAAUUCAACAAUUACAAUAACGACAACAAUUUUACAAAGCCCAAAUAUUGAAAAAACUACUACAACAACAUCCACAACAUCAUCAUCGUCCUCAACAGCUACUUCACCAAGUACAAAUUCAAGAUCAAUUAAUGUUAAGGGUAGUGUUACAAAUACAUCAUCAAAGUCACUAACAUCUUUAAUGUCAUCAUCUAUACCACCCAAACCAAAACAACUUGCAACAUUAACAACAACAAACAAAAGAAGAUCUCUUAAAAUGGAUCAAUUUAAAGAAAAUGAAGAUGAGUGGGAUCAAGGCGUAGAUCUUACAUCAUUCUUAAAAAAGAAACCCUCAUUACAAAGAGAUUUUAGUUAUUAUAAUAAUAAAUUUAUGGAAAUUUCUGGUGUUAAAGAAGAGGUCAAAAAACAAUCAAUUGACUUUGGCGGUGGUUUACAUCCAAAUGCAUUUGAAGCAUUCAAAGGAAUAUUAGAAGCUAAACAAACUCAAAUUAAAAAAGCAUUUGAAAGAAAUAAAAUCAACGAACCAGAUUGUGAUAUGUUAAUUACCGAGUUAAAUUCAGCCCAGAAAUUAUUAAAUGAUCUUUUAGAAUUAAAUGAAACAUCUCCAAAUAAUGAUAAUAAUCAAAGUAUAUUAAAUAAUCAAUCAAUUUGUAUAAAAAGUGAAAUAUAAUAUAAUAAUAUAAUAAUAUAAUAAUAUAACCAUAUAAUCUAUAUAUAGCGAAAUAUAAUUUAAAAAAUAUAUAUGUAAAUAACUAAAAACCUAAUAAAAAGAAAAUAACACCUUGUAUAUUU
This is a messenger RNA of Dictyostelium purpureum, 2876 nucleotides long. RefSeq lists its product as uncharacterized. Bases 637 to 2754 code for a protein of 705 amino acids. The transcript has 2 exons. NCBI's taxonomy places the organism in Eukaryota, Evosea, Eumycetozoa, Dictyosteliales, Dictyosteliaceae. The record is from RefSeq and is a predicted model, not a curated record.